This is a messenger RNA of Purpureocillium lilacinum, 1890 nucleotides long. RefSeq names its product swr complex subunit. NCBI's taxonomy places the organism in Eukaryota, Fungi, Ascomycota, Sordariomycetes, Hypocreales, Ophiocordycipitaceae. Gene Ontology annotation, molecular function: transcription corepressor activity. Gene Ontology annotation, biological process: DNA repair; negative regulation of transcription by RNA polymerase II; chromatin remodeling. Gene Ontology annotation, cellular component: Swr1 complex; NuA4 histone acetyltransferase complex. The record is from RefSeq and is a predicted model, not a curated record.
AUGUCCUCCUCCGACGUUCGCGAUGUCCUCAAUCUGCCCGAUGGCGCCGCCGGGGCGCGCCCGUCCAAGAAGCAGAAGAUGUCGGCGCCGAGGCCGAAUCUGAAGGGUCUGGCGCGCGAGGUGCACCAGCUUGGUGGCGACAACCCGAUCGCGAUAGUGCCCGAAGUCACGCAGUUCAAGAAGCGACGACUCGCCAGCCGCAAGCCGGCGGCGCGAUGGGAGCUGCGGCCGUUCCAGAAUUCAGGUCGCGAGGACCGCAGCUUGGUACUGCGGCACUGGCGGCGGAAAGAAACGAAGGAGGGCCAAGACGAGAUGCAGCAGGACCCGGAGCCCAAGACGGAACCGGAGAUGGAAGACUCUGCCUUUGCCAAGUAUAAUGUCCAGGUCUCCGUCCCUCAAUAUAGCGACGAUCAGUAUCGGCAGUCUCUGAAGAGCGACGACUGGUCCAAGGAAGAGACGGACUACCUGAUGGAUCUCGUUCGGGACUUUGAUAUCCGCUGGCCCAUCAUUUGGGACAGAUACGAGUGGAAUCCUCCAGCGACCAACGGCGAAGCGAAUGCGGACGGCGACGAGAGCAAAGCUGUAGUGCCCACAGCAAGGUCGCGGACGAUGGAAGACCUGAAGGCUCGAUAUUAUGAGGUCGCAGCGAAGAUGAUGGCGGCUCAGAAACCCGUUCAAUACAUGACACAACCAGAGUUCGCGCUACAUGAGCUGAUGGCGAACUUCAAUCCGCAGCAAGAGAAGGCUCGCAAAGACUUCGCCAUCAAUUCUCUGUCAAGAUCUCGCGAGGAGGCAAGGGAAGAAGAGUCACUUCUCUUGGAGAUCAAGCGGAUCAUGGCAAGGAGCGAGCGCUUCAAUGAAGAGAGAAGGGAGCUCUACAACCGUCUGGACUACCCGCGAGGGGACGCGGAUAUCAGCUCCCUCAAGUCGUCUGCAGGCCUGCAGGCUCUGCUUCAAACUCUGAUGACGGUCGACAAGACUAAGAAGCGGAAGUCAAUCAUGGGCGCAGACGGAGUGAGCCCGGGCACCGCCGCCGCCGCGCAACAAGCCGGCACACAGGAGUCUGCCAAGCGAGAGAGCACCGCUGCUUCAACCGGGAACAACAAUCGCGAAUCAACCGGAGCUGCGGCGACGCCGACCGGAGGCAACAAGAAGGCCGCACAACAACAGCAGCAGCAGCAACAACAAGCGCAGCAACCGCAACAGCCACAAGAGCGGCGCAAGCUCACUUCUCAAGAGGAGGCUGUAUACGGCGUCACUCAUCACGACAGACUUGGAUCUGGACCUUCAUUCAGGACCGAAAAGAUCAACAAGAUGUUCUCGCACAAGUCCAACCAGCAGCAGAUACGUAUUAACAAUACGCUCAACGAGCUGGACGUUCCGAGCAAACUGGCAAUGCCCACCGCGGCCACGACGCUUCAGUACGAGCAGCUCCUGGCUGCAGUCAAUAGCCUUCUCGACGCACGCAAGAUCUCGGAUAAGCUCGAUGCCGAGAUCAAGCUGGAGAGCGCCAAGAAAGCAGAGCGCGAGAAGACGACGGCGCGCACAGAAUCGGGACCCGAAGCUGGGGCGGAGAAAGCGGCGACGAACGGAGAAGCCGGCGGCAGCGAGGAGAAGCCUGCCGAGGGCCCCAAAGAGACUGCCAAAGCCGAUGGCGAUGACGGGAACGGCGAGGGGCAACCCGAGCAACCAGACGUGGCGGAGAAGGGCGAUGACACAAAUGAGACACAACGGCCGACCGACGGGCCAGAAGCCAGCCAGGAGCCGCAAGAAGAUAAGGCUGAGGCAGGGAAGUCGGGCAGACCUGGAAGCAGUGGUGCAAACCACAAGCGGAGCGCCAGUGUGCUGAGUGCGGUGAGCGACAAGAGCGCCAAACGGCAAAAGAAAUGA